ACCGCCGUGGUAGACGCGCGUGUAAGAAAUUCAAGUUAUAUUAUUGAACACGUGUUAAAAUGAGCAUCACCGUAUGAUUUUAAUUGUGAUUCUAUAAUGGAGGUUUCGAGUGAUAAAAUAGCCAGUGGAAGGAGUGAGAAGACAAAUGAAGCAUUCUUUGAAGAUGCCUUUGAAGUUGUUGGUCAUGGCCGUUUCAACUACAUAGUACUACUUACAUGCGGCCUCAUUAUGCUGAACGUGUCCAUGGAGUCUGUCGGCAUGAGCUACGCUAUCACCGCUGCUGAAUGUGAACUCAACCUCACCAGUGAACACAAGGGAUUGGUCAAUGCAGCUGCUUUUAUUGGUAUAAUAAGCACGUCGUUCCUAUGGGGUUACUUCGGAGACAGGGUGGGCAGAAGAGCAGUAAUGCUGCCAGCUUUGUUGGCAUCAGCUGUCUUCUCAGUGGCAUCCUCCUUCGCCGUUGAUGUGUGGAUGCUAAUGUUCCUUCGAAUGCUGACUGGAUGUCUCGUGUCAGCUUCCAGUGCUACAGUAUACGCGUAUUUAGGAGAAAUGCACAUGAAUUCAAGAAGAGCGUCCGCCAUAGCCUGGGGUUCGGUCUUCAUUUCGUUCUCCUUCAUCACAUUACCAGGUCUCGCCUGGCUGAUAAUUCCUGGCAAGUGGUCUUUCGCACUGUUCAGCUUCACAGUGGUACCGUGGAGGGCAUUCGUCUGGUCUUGGUGUGCCCCUGGACUGGUGGCGGCUCUUCUUCUGCUGUUCCUACCUGAAAGUCCUCGGUAUCUGCUGUCAGCGAAAGGGCCUGAUGCAGCCCUGCCUGUUUUGGCCAAGAUGUAUUCGUGGAACCAUAGAGCUUCGGCUGAUCAGUUUCCUGUAGACAAAAUUAUCUUAACCAAUAUGGACAGCGAGAAACCAGCUGGGUUCGCGGGAGCCAUCAAGAACAUAGGGUUGAUGUUCAGACCACCUCUUCUGAGAUGUGUGUUCAUCUCUCAUAUAUCCAUGUUCUCUGUGUUUAUGCUAUCUAGCGGAUUGUACGUGUGGGUACCGGAACUUCUAAACAAUAUUUUGAAGAAUACCAGCGAGAAAAGCAUAACUAUUUGUGAAAUCAUUAUGGAGAAAUUAAAAAAGACUGAAGUUUCGUCUUGUACAGUAGAAGUUUCAAUUGGUGUGUUCCCCAUCUCCAUGGCUAUGGGAGCGGUGUUCGCUCUUACUUACCUGGCUAUUGGCAUGUUCAUCAACAAGAUUGGAAAGAAGAGAUUAUACUGUGGUAUAAUGAUAAUAUGUGGUGUAGCAACGAUGGGUGCCGCGUUUGUCCCACAAGGGGGAGCUGCUACAGCUCUGCUCAUUUUAGCGCUGUGUUCAGGAUGCGCUGCUUCUAUUUUAGCUGCUAUUGCAGUCGAUGUAUUUCCAACUUGUCUAAGAGCUAUGGCGAUGUGUUUGAUGUACAUGGUGGGGCGGACGGGCGCCGCGGUGGGGUCCUACCUCCUCGGAGCCACCAUGAACACCCACUGUUUGGCAGCCUUCAUCGUAUUCGGAUCCAUUACUAUGGGUUCAACAAUAUUGAUGCUGUUCUGGCCAAAGCCUGAAGAAGUCAGAGACAAGUUGGAGCAGAGAGGGUUAACUUAUUAACAAGCGAUUUGUUAGAGUAUAGAACCAAACAUUGCAAUUUGAAGUUUAUUAAUUUACCUUCAUUUAAGCAACGGGCCAGCAACCUGUCACUAUUUGAAUCUCAAUUCUAUCAUAAAGCCAAACAGCUGAACGUGGCCUUUUAGUUUUUCAAGACUGUUUGGCUAUGUCUACCCCGCAAGGGAUAUAGACGUGAUUAUGUAUGUAUGUAUGUAUGAAAUUUAUUCAUGUUCUUGAGGUUACUAUUUAGUUCAAUAGUACACUCAUUCUAAAAGAUUUGAUGUAGACUUGAGUGUACAAAAAUGUGUUGUUUUGUAUGAUAGAUAUUUAGAAAAGUUAAGUUUAAAAAUUGCAUUAAAAGUAAUUUAUUAUUAUUGAAUAAAAAUAUAUAUAUAUACUUAAUGAAGAGAAUGUUCAAUGUUCAUUUAGGAUUUAUGAAAUUGAAAAAUAGAAAAAAAAUCAACAGCUUUCAACUUACAUGACAAUAAUUAGGUAAAUUAUUAAUAAAUGAAGACUGUUAAAAUUCAGUUUCAAUAUUAUAUUAGUCUCUGAAAAUAAAAAAUAAUUAAGGGUUGCACAGAUUGUCUGUCAAAAUGUUGGUCGAAUAUAUUGUAAUUAAUUUAAAUUAAUCUUUUAAUGUUAUGUAAGUACUCUAAUUGAUAAAUAACUAAGUAUAAGAAACUCCCAAGUGCCUUAAAGUUAAUUAUGCAUAAGGCCCUUAUGCAUAAAAAGCGGAAUACUUUAUUAUAUUAUUCCAAUUUAUGCCCCUUUCGUUGUAACGUAUGCGAUAAAUGGCGUAAAAUUAAAUCACAAAUUUAGCGGGAAUCACAGAUAUAGAUCUAGAAAGAUACUGCCAAUUUACUCAAUACGGAAACAGAGCGUGUCUUUUUUUCUUUUUCUACUUAUCUGUAAAAAUAACCAAAAACUUAUGGUCGAAAUAACAUCGUUUUUGACAAAAUUAAAUAAAAAAUAUGUAAAAAUAUGUCGUCAGUGGUCAUUGUGCAGAUAGCGAAAUAACUGUUAUUAUAUUUUAUUUUUGAAAAAAAAAAUUAGUUGGGCGCUGAUUUUGGCAAAUCAUCCUCGAAUUAAUUUGCGGUGUCUAUAUAGAUCUAUGUCUGUCAAAAUAUCCUUGUAAGUAAGUCAAGACUGACCUAAUAAUUUAUACACUCGAAUGUAUUGUGAUUAAUUUUAUAUUAUGAAUAAUUUAUGUU
Amyelois transitella is the source of this 2831-nucleotide messenger RNA. Its product is annotated as synaptic vesicle glycoprotein 2A. Gene Ontology annotation, biological process: transmembrane transport. NCBI's taxonomy places the organism in Eukaryota, Metazoa, Arthropoda, Insecta, Lepidoptera, Pyralidae. The coding region runs from base 97 to 1623 and encodes 508 amino acids. The record is from RefSeq and is a predicted model, not a curated record. The transcript is spliced from 11 exons. Gene Ontology annotation, molecular function: transmembrane transporter activity.